CGCGAGAUCUGGGCUCGCACUGUGGGGAAUGGCCGCCUGCGGAGGGAUGGCCGCUCCACAGAUCUGCUCCAGCUGACCGGAACCGAACCCCCGCGGCAGCCUCCCCCGACCCCCGGCCCCCCGUGCGGAUGGGCACAGGGGGCACAGCGCCAACACACGCCGAACCCGAACCACAGAGACUCGGGACCGGAGCGGAACCGCCGUAGCCGCUCGUUAGCCUCCGCGCUAGACCCGGAGGACCCGGAGGACCCGCAGGACCCGAGCCCAGCGGCGGGCACCACUCCCGGGGAGAGAGGAUGAGCGGACCGGGCCAGGACGCCGAGCCCGAGGCGAAGGUCCAACAGAUCAAGAGACAAUACAGGGCUGUGGUGGAGUCUGUGCACAAGCUGGACCUCAUCAUCGGCAGUAAAGCGUCGUACAGAGAGGUGUUCAAGCCCGAGAACAUCAACCUACGGAACAAGUUGAGGGAGCUGUGUGUUAAACUGAUGUUCCUGCACCCGGUGGAUUACGGUCGGAAGGCUGAGGAGGUCCUCUGGAGGAAGGUCUACUACGAAGUCAUCCAAGUCAUCAAGACCAACAAGAAGCACAUCCACAGUCACAGUGUCCUGGAGUGUGCCUAUCGUACUCACCUCAUCGCUGGGGUGGGUUUCUACCAGCACCUGCUCCUCUACAUCCAGUCUCACUACCAACUGCAGCUGCACCACUGCAUGGACUGGACCCACGCGUCCGACCCGCUCAUCGUUCGCAGGAAGGCUCUCUCUGCGUCUCCCAAAGAGAUGGAGUGGGCUCAGUUGGCGUGUCACAGGUGUCUGGUUUACCUCGGAGAUUUAGCGCGUUAUCAGAACGAGCUGGCCGGAGUGGAGACGGAGCAGCUGGCCGAGCGUUUCUAUCACCAGGCUCUGUGUGUCCUGCCUCAUGUGGGGAUGCCCUUUAACCAGCUGGGCACACUGGCAGGAAGCAAGUUCUACAACGUGGACGCCACAUACUACUACCUGCGCUGUAUUCAAUCAGAGACGCCCUUCGAAGGUGCGUACGGGAACCUCAAACGUCUUUUCGACAAAGCUGCCAAGAUGUACCAACAAGUGAAGAAACAGGAGCUGAAGAAACUGUCCCCGUCCCGACAGAGGUCCAAAGACAUGAAGCGUCUCCUGGUGAGCUUCAUGUAUCUGCAGAGUCUCCUUCAGCCCAAAAACAGUCUGGUGGACGUGGAGCUGACCACCCUGUGCCAGUCGGUGUUGGAGGACUUUAACCUGGUGCUGUUCUACGUUCCUGCUCCGAGCCCGAACGCGCCGCUGCACUCGCCGUGCGCCGAGGAGGACGACGCCCGCGACAGCCCCUGCCACAGCCCCUCCCCCGGCACCUGCCCCGGCACCUGCCCGAGCCCCUGCCCGAGCCUGCCCGACACCCUCAUCUUCAAGAUGGUGCUGAUCUGCCUCAUGGUGGUGCACAGCCUGAAGAGAGGAGGUUCUAAACAGUACAGCGCCUCCAUCGCCUUCACUCUGGCCCUGUUCUCUCACCUGGUCAACCACGUCAACAUCCGACUGCAGGCGGAGCUGGAGGAGACCGAGACCCAGGCCCCCCCCCUCCACACAGAGGGACCAGACGACGUGGACUUGGCUCCCGUCUCUGAGCUCACAGAAAAGCCUCUGCACAACGGCUCUGUGGAUCAGGAGCGGGCGCAGGGCGGGCACAAGGGGGAGCUCCACGCCGACGCACCCGACCAGGACAAGCACAAACACAAGAAGAAGUUCACCCGUCUGUCCAGACUGAGGCGCCGCCGCUGCCCGCGCAAACACGCCCCCGGCCAGGACGACAGCGACCUGAGCGAAGGCUUCGACAGCGAGGAGGAAGAGGAGGAGGAGCUCAUCACCGCCCCCAGCCCCAACCCCGCCGCCACCAACCCCCCCGUCCUCAAGAGGGAGCCCAAGAGAGCGGGCGCGGCGGGGCAGGCGAGCUGGGACAGCGGCUCCGAGGACGAGGACGGAGGGACGGCCUUCGACGUGGAGACGGACUCGGACAUGAACAGUCAGGAGUCCCGCUCGGACCUGGAGGACAUGGAGGAGAGCUCGGAGCGCCGGAGCCCCCACCAGAGAGAGGAGCAGGUGAAGAACCAGCCCCAGGCCCAAAGAGAGGAGCCCCCCCCCACCGCCAACGGGCCCCUGACGCACCCCGACCCCAGCAUCAGCUCCAACCUGCAGGCCAUGUCCUCCCAGCUCUUCCAGGCCAAACGCUGCUUCCGCCUGGCGCCCACCUUCAGCAUCCAGCUGCUCAAGUCCCCCGGGACCCCCGCCCCAAAAGCCCCCACCACCACCACCCCCCACCGAGCCCGCCCCCCGUCACAGGAACCCACCCCCCCUCAGGAGGGCGAAGGCGUCGGCACCGCCAACGGAACCAGCGACACCGAUUUUGAGUCGGACUCAGAGGGAAGUCAACAGAACACGGCAACGUCCCCAACGCCCAACGAGAAGAGCCUCCUGGAGAAGAUGGAGAUCCUCACCAACCAGGGCCUGAUCCAGGUCGUCAAAGUGUUUGUGGAUUGGCUGAGAACAAACACUGAUAUAAUCCUGAUGUGUGCACAGAGCUCCCAGAGUCUGUGGAACCGUCUGUCUGUGCUGCUCAACCUGCUCCCAGACGCCUCCAAACUGCUCCAGUCCGCGGCGGAGUUGGGCCUCAGCCCUGAGGUCCUGCAGCUGUUGCGGGUCAGUGAGCAGUCGGAGUUGGUUCAGUCGGUGCUGCUCCCUGAGGACCGCGCCCUGAGGCUGGUCCCCGCCCUAAGCUCCGCCCACAGGAGGAUGGACUGGAGCCAGCGUGGGCCCCCCCUCACCCCCCUGCAGGAGUGCGUGGUGCGUCUGUGCUGUAUCCGGAGUUUCGGACACUUCCUGACCCGUCUCCAGGGCGACAUCCUGCACUUUAACCCCGAGGCCGGAAUCUUCACCAGCAUCAGCCAAUCAGAGCAGGACAGUCUGCAGCAGGCGCAGGCGCAUUUCAGGAUGGCUGAAGAGGAGGCUCGCAGGAAUCGUCUGAUGAGGGACAUGGCUCAGCUCCGGCUCCAGUUGGAGGUGUCUCAGUUGGAGGGCAGUCUGCAGCAGCCCAGGGCACAGUCGUCCAUGUCUCCGUACCUGGUGCCCGACGCCGCCGCCCUGUGCCAACACCUGCCCCUCCUCAGACAGCUCGCCAACAGCGGCUGCUUCAUCCUCAUCAUCCCCCGCACGGUGAUUGACAGUCUGGACAGACUGAAGAAGGACACACCCGGGGCCAGAGACGGGAUCCGCUUCCUGGAGACAGAGUUUCGAAAAGGAAACAGAUACAUCCGAUGUCAGAAGGAAGUGGGGCGGAGCUUCGAACGAGACAAACUGAAGCGAGUCGACAUAGAAGCCUGGCACUUGUAUAAGAUGGUGGACAGCUGCAGGGCGCUCAGCGUGUCCCAGAGUCUUGGAGACGAGGACACGGUCGGCAUGGUAACCAUCCUGACAGGACGCGACGUGGACGAGAUGUGUGCUCAGUCUGCCGCCAUGAAGGCGGCGGUGGCGGCGGCGGCGGCGGCGGGCAUGGAGCUGAAGCCCGUGCGUCUGUUCUAUGAGCAGUGGAAGGAGAUGGGCUGAGGGGCCCCGCACCCGCCCAGACACGACGCUCGCCCUCUCUCUCUCCCGAUAUUUAGCUGUUUCUCUCCCGAAGGCGUCGCUCAGUCUGCAGGAGGCGGAGUCCAGGCUCCCGACGCCGCGUGGGGGCGGGGCCGAGAGGCACGGCUCCUCCUACAGGAGCGGGAGAGACGAGGAGGGACUUUGAGGCGGGGGGUGUCCUGUGACGCCCCCGAGCACACACACUUUUACAGAGAGCAGGGGCCCGGCCCUGAGGCCCCCGCGGCCCCUCAGGCCCCUCGCCCUUUGUGCUCGUGUGAUUCUUUUGCUGUGGGCUGUGGAUCAAAUUAAUCAAUAUUUAUCUACUAGUGAUACUCUGCAGUGACGUCGCUCUGGGGCUGUUCUACGUCUGUCUCUAUGGGGGAAUGUUCAGCAGUUUCCAUGGUGACAAAAAAGAUUGAAGAUCGUCUGAAAACUCAAGUAAAAAUACAAAAAGUGCAGCAGGUUCGUGUUUCUGUUCUGAGUUUUUCAGGUCACGUUUGACUUUAGUCUGAGUUUUAUUUUGCCGGAGCUGCAGACAGAGCAGUGCCUCCAGUUAGCCACACCCCCCAGUGACCUGAGCGACCUGAGCGACCCGAGCGACCCGAGCUGCAGAGUAUCAGUAGGUUUUAAAUUUCCGAGUGGGUUUACAGUGUCACUUUGAUUUAAAGCCGCGCUCCGGGACUUUUCUGACAGAGGGUGAUGCCUGCUGGUCUCCAUGACGAUGUUUUUGCUUUGUAGUGUUGUCACGAUUCUCAAAUGUCAAACUUUAUUUGGAAACUAAGGAACAGACUCGAUACUCGAUACUCGAUACGAUUCUGAUCCACAAUGAAAAUCAGACGCUUUUUCUUUAGUCGAUAUUAAACUGUGAUUUUCCACAAUAAACGACAAAACUUUA
This is a messenger RNA of Boleophthalmus pectinirostris (great blue-spotted mudskipper), 4515 nucleotides long. It is a transcript of the gene smg5, whose product is annotated as SMG5 nonsense mediated mRNA decay factor. Gene Ontology annotation, cellular component: telomerase holoenzyme complex. The record is from RefSeq and is a predicted model, not a curated record. Bases 297 to 3602 code for a protein of 1101 amino acids. Lineage: Eukaryota; Metazoa; Chordata; Actinopteri; Gobiiformes; Gobiidae. The transcript has 22 exons. Gene Ontology annotation, molecular function: telomeric repeat DNA binding; telomerase RNA binding; protein binding. Gene Ontology annotation, biological process: nuclear-transcribed mRNA catabolic process, nonsense-mediated decay.